AUGUUUGAUCCCAGGGUGCAUGUGAGAUACUUUCUGCGGUGCCUGGGAAUUUUGCCAGCAACCUACGAGGGCGAAGACUCCAACAAGCUCGCGCUGAUCUACUUUUGCGUGUGCGGGCUGGAUCUGCUUGGUGCGCUCGACCAGCUGCGCGGAAAGACUGAGACCGUCGACUGGGUGUACAGACACUGGGUUGAGGUCGACGACUAUGGCGGAUUCCGCGGGUCGGACAUAUACAGGGACACCGGGCCGUACGACGUACCGAAUCUCGCGGCGACCGGGUUUGCGUUGCAAAUUCUGGUGACGCUAGGCGACGACCUUUCUCGGGUCGACACAAACAAGGUUCGCCGGUUUGUGGAGCGGUGCCAGCGGCCCAACGGCUCGUUCAGCCCGGUGGUGGGUUUCGGCGAGGAAGACCUGCGCUACUGCAUGCUGGCCAUGACGAUCAGCCGGCUGCUGGACGGCACGGCGGUGGACAGCGGCCGCCUUUUGCAGUACGUGCGGUCGACGCUCGCUUUUGACGGCGGGCUGUCGAUGAGCGCAGGCGGCGAGUCACACGCGGGACUGACCUACUGCGGGCUGGCUGCGCUCAAAUUGGCGGGCAAACUGGAUCUGUGCGAGUGGCAGGCGACGCUGGAUUUUCUGGUGCAUCGGCAAAUCCACUACUGCGACUUCAAUAAGCGCGAGCUGGAGAACGAGUACGCGGAUGAGGACGACAACGGCGCGUUCAACGGCCGCGUCAACAAGUACGGCGACACGUGCUACGCGUUCUGGUGUCUCGCGGCGCUGGAGCUGCUGGACAAAGCCGACCUGGCGGACGGUGAGGCCGUAAAGCGUUUCUUGCUGGAGCAGACGCUGUCGCCGACAAUGGGCGGGUUUUGCAAAACGAACGCGCCGGACGAGCUGCCAGACCCGCUGCACUCGUUUCUGGGCAUCGCAGCGCUUGGGAUCAUAGGCACUCCCGGCAUUGCUCCAGUGGACGUGACCGUGGUGUUACGAAAAGAUAGAAUGGUCUAG
This is a messenger RNA of Ogataea angusta, 1014 nucleotides long. RefSeq lists its product as uncharacterized. Bases 1 to 1014 code for a protein of 337 amino acids. The transcript has a single exon. Gene Ontology annotation, molecular function: CAAX-protein geranylgeranyltransferase activity. Gene Ontology annotation, biological process: protein geranylgeranylation. Gene Ontology annotation, cellular component: CAAX-protein geranylgeranyltransferase complex. NCBI's taxonomy places the organism in Eukaryota, Fungi, Ascomycota, Pichiomycetes, Pichiales, Pichiaceae. The record is from RefSeq and is a predicted model, not a curated record.